Parastagonospora nodorum SN15 is the source of this 1251-nucleotide messenger RNA. RefSeq lists its product as hypothetical. The record is from RefSeq and is a predicted model, not a curated record. Bases 1 to 1251 code for a protein of 416 amino acids. The transcript has a single exon. Lineage: Eukaryota; Fungi; Ascomycota; Dothideomycetes; Pleosporales; Phaeosphaeriaceae.
AUGCCAGCCAACUCGCAGGAGAAGACCAAACGGCGGACUGGACAGAACGUCAUGCCGAAAAUACCCAAACCGGCUAGACCUAAGACGAAGACGGAGGCCGUGCACGCAGCGCGACGGGUUCUUGCUCAACGCAAAGUGGGGGAGAAGCAGGAAUACCUCGUCGACUGGUACCCUACCUGGCAGCCGAAGCAUCACGUCCCCAACGGUAAGAUGCUGCGCGAGUGGGAGAACAACAUGGCCAAAGGGCAUACCUUCAAGAUGAGCGCCAACCUUACAGUAUACAAGUGCUCGAAUCCAACUGAGGACAACUCCGCCCGUCAAAUGCGCCUCAUGCUGGACACGGCCCUCAACUCUCUACAACAGUGGCUUGACCGACCAAAGAAGCUAAUGUCCACUGACCUGUUCAAGCGGGGAGCCUGGACCUUCAGCACCAUUGAGGACUCCCAACUCGCCGCAAAACAGGCGGCUCGGAAGGGAGACGACCCGCCCUCUGCAGCGAAAGUCAUGCGCGAUACCUACAUUUCGAUGCGCGGUCCAAGUCACGAGAGUAUCGAAGACAAGAACCUCAUCUACAAGGACGUUUACGUUCGUUAUCUUGGUCAAGUCGACAAAGACACGCCUGGCGCAAAACCUGCGAACCGCGGAUCUGGACGCACAGUAGCCUACAUUCAGCACAUGUUUGAGCCAAUGCUCCGCGAAAUGGUACCGGAAACCUGGAAAGGUAACGAACAGCUCCACACACAGCUCUCCCAGCUAUACGAGAUCGCGACGCGCUUCGUGACCAAGUCCGCGUUCCUCCUAAAUCACGUCUGGCCUCUCUUCUUCGUACGCCUCUUCUUCACCUCAGACCAACUCGUCAAGGCCUUCAACAACCCCAACAACCCCAUGUGGACCUUCAAGAUAUCGGAUGGCUGGGAGAACCGCACCCGUGACUACUUCCUGCAGACUUACAUCGCCGCCAACGACUGGGAGCAGCGCCCUGUCGACUGCGUCGAGCGUACCUAUCUCGAGCUACGCGAUCUGGUGAAAUGGCACGUCAAGUUCCGUAAUGUAGAUGACGAGGGCCUAGGUCAAGAACAAGAGCCGGCAGAGUCGUCGGACUCGGAAGAUGAAGGGUUGGCCGAUUUGCGGCACGAUGAUGCAAGCGAUGCAGACUACCAGGAAGGCCAGGUUGAUGUGGACGGUGAAGGUAGCGUGGUUGGAGCCAGCGAGGAUGACUCCCAAGGGGAGGAUAUGGAUCUGGAAGAUUAG